UUACGGUCUUACAGCUAGUAAUAGGUGGAUUUUUAUUUACUACAAAAACUUAUUUAAAUCGAAAAUAUGGCUUUCCGCAUACCUUUUGGCAAAAAACACGCUGAAAUCGCAUCAUCCUUUGUAAGGUCCGGCGCAGGCUUCGGUGGUGCUGCUGGCUUGGCCCUGCUCUAUUACACCGACUGGAAGCUGGUACUGCAGUACAUGCCCAUCUACGGUUCCAAGUUUGACAAGAGCGAUUAAGCUAGACGUAGACGAUGUUUAAACUCUUGUUGAAAUAUGUUUAAAUAAUGGUGAAUAAAAUAAGUCCAAUCAGAUG
This is a messenger RNA of Drosophila navojoa, 316 nucleotides long. RefSeq names its product Ubiquinol-cytochrome c reductase 6.4 kDa subunit (gene UQCR-6.4). Gene Ontology annotation, cellular component: mitochondrial inner membrane. NCBI's taxonomy places the organism in Eukaryota, Metazoa, Arthropoda, Insecta, Diptera, Drosophilidae. Gene Ontology annotation, biological process: mitochondrial electron transport, ubiquinol to cytochrome c. The record is from RefSeq and is a predicted model, not a curated record.